AUGAUUUUACCGAGUAAAUGUACCACAUCCAGCACACCUGCAUGUCUUCAUAUUGAUUCCGUCACGAAGAGACUGGACCUUACCGUGGUGUGGCGACUUGUGUGUCUCGACGAACUAUUGAAAUAUAUUGGGGGUGUACGCGCGAUACUCAGACUCUCAUACCAGGCGAGAUGGCCCAAGUGGUUAGAGCGCGAAUUUACUGACCGGAAGGUCCGUGGUUCGAAUCCGGCCUUCGCCACUCGACUUCCCCUGUCUAGGCUUAGGCAACCUGGCAGUAUCCCAGCCCUCGUGCUCCCUUCGGGUGGCAUGGCAGCAAGGCACCGAAAGGGUGCUACAGCUGAACGCUUUCUUUUUUUUCUGCGGCUUCUGUACCUCCGAGUUCAGUCACAACCCCAAGCACUUUUCAAACCCCGAAAGUCUGUCCGCUUAGCCGCCUUCAGUGUUCGCACACUGAAGCAAGCAGGUCAACAGGUGGGUGUUGUUCGUACGCUUGAUUCCCUUUGCAUUGAUGUAUGUUGUCUGUCAGAAACAAGGACGGAGGACGCAAGUACUGUAAUCGACCUGGCUGCCCCCUUGCUCCCUUCCAGAUUCCGGCUGUGCACCUCUGGUGAUGCAGAAGCCGCUGCAGCUGGAUAUACUAAGGUGGGUAUUGUACUGAGCGAACGAGCGGAAGCUUCUCUGCUUGAUUGGAUACCCUCGCCUCUGUGUUGUUCGGCAACAUCCGUGAGAGAAUCUGGAGGAAGUAAGGUUCACCGCACCUUGCUCAUUGUGUCUGCUUACGCCCCAACUGAUUGUAGCUCUGAAUCUGGAAAAAAAAAUACUCAAAACGCUACUUCAAGCCGGAACCAUCGGAUCUCUGAUAAGACCGUGUCUUUGCUGGAGACCCGGCGACAUAUUCCGCCUGACGGCCACUACAACUCAACCUGGCGCAUCAUCCGACGCCAGGUGAAACUGAGUGUCUGCGCAGAUGGAGAUUGGUGGAUCCGAAAGUCCGAAGAAAUGGAAGAUGCAAAGAAUGCUGGAAAUGCGCGCAAACUGUUCCACUUAAUUCGUCCGACUGGUCUUCGGAAAUCUCUUGUCAUCGAAAUAAUCAGAGCUAAAAUGGUUCCCUGA
Molecule: messenger RNA, 1113 nt
Organism: Opisthorchis viverrini
Lineage: Eukaryota; Metazoa; Platyhelminthes; Trematoda; Opisthorchiida; Opisthorchiidae
Exons: 5
Coding region: 1-1113 (370 amino acids)
Source: RefSeq, a predicted model, not a curated record